AUGAAGAAAGCUACAACAUCUACCGAAAAGUGGAAAAUUGUGCAAGAGUAUUGUUCUCAUCAUGGUGUCUUCCGAACAGCAAAUCAAUGUCGAGACCAAUGGGAGCAUAUUUUUCCAGAUUUCAAAAGAAUAAGAGACUACGAGACACAUAUUCCAUCUGGGCACGACAGUUAUUGGAAUAUGACAAGUAGAGAGAGAGUAGAAAAAAGGCUUCCUCCAAAUUUUCCAAAAGAGCUAAUGGAUGCAAUGGAGAUCAAUUUUGGGUCAGAUAGAGCUAUCGAUCCUGGAAAUAUAACUAUUGAUACUUCUGACAACAACUCUACAUCAAGUGAUAGAAAAUAUUAUUCAAAUGAAAAUGUUUCAAUGGACGAAUUUGAUACAGUGAAUGCACCAUGUCAAGGAUCAAUAAACAGUGACAUGAAACAAAAAAAGGCUACACAAGUAAAAAGCGGAAGUCAACAUUGA
Messenger RNA from Cryptomeria japonica (Japanese cedar), 465 nucleotides. Its product is annotated as trihelix transcription factor ASR3-like. Lineage: Eukaryota; Viridiplantae; Streptophyta; Pinopsida; Cupressales; Cupressaceae. The coding region runs from base 1 to 465 and encodes 154 amino acids. The record is from RefSeq and is a predicted model, not a curated record. The transcript has a single exon.